Messenger RNA from Poecile atricapillus (Black-capped chickadee), 1128 nucleotides. Its product is annotated as adenine phosphoribosyltransferase-like. NCBI's taxonomy places the organism in Eukaryota, Metazoa, Chordata, Aves, Passeriformes, Paridae. The coding region runs from base 155 to 742 and encodes 195 amino acids. The record is from RefSeq and is a predicted model, not a curated record. Gene Ontology annotation, molecular function: adenine phosphoribosyltransferase activity. The transcript is spliced from 6 exons.
ACUGUCCCAGUGUCCAGCUGGCCAAGGGUGCUGGCCCAGUGCCACAGGGGCUGCCCCUGCCCAGCUGUCGCUGUCUGUGACGUUCUGUGACGGUCCUGCUCGGCUCAGCCCUGCCACCAGCACCCAGUGCUUGCAGUGCCUGCAGUCCCCACGCAUGGACCUGUGCCACGUCCCCGCCACCCGGGAGAAGGGCUGGUACCUGGCACUGAUGGCCCCCAACAUCAAGGGUCCCAACUAUGCCUGGCUGGACCCCUCCCGGCUCUACUGCCACCCGCAAGGCUUGCAGGACUGCGUGGCUGACCUGCUGCAGCCUUUCAAGGGAGAUUCCAUCGACAUGGUGGCCGGCAUCGACGCCAUGGGCUUCAUCCUGGGUGCUGCAGCCGCUGCCACACUGCAGAAAGGCUUCCUGGCCAUCCGCAAAGCCGGGCACCUCUGUGUGCAGACAGAGGCACAGCCCUACACAGACUACUCGGGCCGGGAGAAGGUGAUGGAGGUCCGCACCGAUGCCAUCUUGCCGGGUCUGCGCAUCCUUCUCGUGGACCAGUGGGUUGAAACUGGGGGCACCAUGAGAGCGGCCAUCGAGCUGGUGGAGCGGCUGGGCGGGGUCGUGGCAGGUGUGGCUGCCAUCUGCAUGGAGAACAGCGAGGGAGGGAAGUGGAUCCAGGAGCGCUACAAGUGCUCCCACUGUGUCCCCCCCAGCCUGCAGCCCCACUUUGACCAGCACAAGUUUGGCUGGGCCUGAUGUGGGACUGGCACCUCGUGUGUCCCCUGCAGCCCCCCGAGGGACACAGGGCUGCUGGCCCUGCAGGAUAGGGAUGCUCCUUGGUGGAAGAAGGAACCCGUCCUCAGCGGCAGCCAUCCAUCCUCCCGCUUGCCUAUGAGCCUGGGGACUGCACCCAGGGAGACACACAAGCAGCCCCAGCCCCAUGCCUUUCUUACAAAGCAUAAAAAAGGUUUAAUUAAGACAAAAGGGAGCCUGAGGGCAUCUUCCCCCUGCAGCAGUACCUGGGUUUGCAUAGCUACAGGAGCCACACACGUGCUCCUGCCUGCCCUGGACAGGGGUCCCAGGCAGACGAGGGGCCAGAGGAGGCUGGGGAUGGCAGGGACGUCUCCUCGGGGCCGGCCGGG